CUGGCAUCCUCCCUAGUAUCCCUACCCGCAGCCAGCUACCUGCCAUCUCUGCCUGCAGCAUGCCCUUACAAGGGCACAGGCACGGCUCCCGCCACAGUCCUGCUUCGCCUGCGGUCCUCCCCGGCACCAGGACCCGCCGUGCCGAGGCCACCCCAUGGCACCACAGGCAUGGCGUGGCCACCCCGCCAUGCCAUGGCCACUGUGCUGUGCCAUGGCCACCCAGCCCUGCCGCUGUCACCCUGCCACCUGGACCCCUCUGCUCUGCAGCCCCCGUGGGGGCAGCAUGGCUGCUCCAGCUGGAAGGCACAGCCGUGCCAGGGACGUUCAUGCCGACCAAGAGCCAGCGGGUGGCUGAGCAGGCAGGGGACGGGGAUGAGGCUGCUCUCCUGCGCAGCCUGAGCCAGGGAGCAGGGACAAGGCACCUCUGCCGGGAUGGGAACCGUCUGUCCGGGCAGGCUGGGGGGUGGUCACGGCCAUGCACUCACCUCCAAAUGCGCCCGGAUGGAGCUGAAGGGCUGUUGCGUGGCAAGGGAAGAGCCAGGAGGAGGGCACGUCCCUGCUGCACCAAGGUGGGAGGUGGAUGCAACAGGGUGCUGGGGUGGCCGCAGGGUCCCUACGCAGGGGGACAGCAUCUCCGCAGCCUGACAGUCCCCAUCCCGCCGCCAGGUCUCCCAGCCGCCGCAGACAUGGCGAACAAGGGCCCGGCAUAUGGCAUGAGCAGGGAUGUCCAGUCCAAGAUCGAGAAGAAGUAUGAUGACGAGCUGGAGGACCGGCUGGUGGAGUGGAUCGUGGCGCAGUGCGGGGCGGCGGUGGGUCGCCCCGAGCGGGGCCGCCUGGGCUUCCAGGUCUGGCUGAAGAACGGCAUCGUCCUUAGCAGGCUGGUAAACAGCCUCUACCCUGAUGGCUCCAAGCCUGUCAAGAUCCCCGACACCCCCCCCACCAUGGUCUUCAAGCAGAUGGAGCAGAUCGCCCAGUUCCUCAAGGCGGCCGAGGACUAUGGCGUGGUCAAGACGGACGUGUUCCAGACUGUCGACCUCUUUGAAGCCAAGGACAUGGCAGCAGUGCAGAGGACACUGAUGGCCCUGGGAAGCCUGGCGGUCACCAAGAACGAUGGGCACUACCACGGGGACCCCAACUGGUUCAUGAAGAAAGCGCAGGAGCACAAGCGGGAGUUCACCGAGAGCCAGCUGAAGGAGGGCAAGAACGUCAUCGGCUUACAGAUGGGGAGCAACAAGGGGGCAUCACAGGCGGGGAUGAGCUAUGGCCGGCCCCGGCAGAUCAUCAGCUAAGCAGCCCCCCUCACCGCCCCCAGCCCUCCCGCUGCCGGGAGAGCAGCCCCAGCCAGGACCUCCAUCUUCACUCCCCUCGGCUCAGCGCAUCACAGCCACCCGAGCACCGGUGGCCGCCACCGCCCCUCACCAAUUGGUAUUUAUUGACAAGAAAACGCCAGCCAGCCCAAAUGACCCUUCAGCGCAACCAACAGCAGCACAUGCCCAGCCGCAGCGAUGCACCCGGCCUCGGGGACCUCAGGGCAGCUGUGCCCCGGGCAGCCUCUCCCCUCCGGCUUCGCACGCUCCUGCUGCACCCCCGUGAGC
Haliaeetus leucocephalus (bald eagle) is the source of this 1595-nucleotide messenger RNA. It is a transcript of the gene TAGLN, whose product is annotated as transgelin. The record is from RefSeq and is a predicted model, not a curated record. Gene Ontology annotation, molecular function: protein binding. NCBI's taxonomy places the organism in Eukaryota, Metazoa, Chordata, Aves, Accipitriformes, Accipitridae. The coding region runs from base 60 to 1289 and encodes 409 amino acids. The transcript has 4 exons.